Triticum aestivum (bread wheat) is the source of this 2345-nucleotide messenger RNA. RefSeq names its product protein ESMERALDA 1. The record is from RefSeq and is a predicted model, not a curated record. Bases 263 to 1972 code for a protein of 569 amino acids. The transcript has 10 exons. NCBI's taxonomy places the organism in Eukaryota, Viridiplantae, Streptophyta, Magnoliopsida, Poales, Poaceae.
GGAAGGAAGGAGGUCCACCGCCCACCCGCACGCCCUGCGCGUCCCCCCCCUUCUCCCCCUCUUUGAACAGUCGCAGCAUAGCAGCGCCUCCUCUCUCCUCUGCCUCCCCCUCUCCCCUCCCUCGGCGUCGCCCGCCGCUCAGCUCAGACCCGAUCGGCCGCGCGGCGCGAGUCCUGGGCUGGCAAAGCGCUCUCUGGCCCCAGCCCCGAGCCGGAGCGGUCCGCGGCCGCCUGUGCUGCUGCGGGGGGUUCCGGGGGCUUCGAUGCAGCACCACGCGUACAGCCGCCUGGGGAGCCUCGGCGGCGGCGGGGCGGGGGCGGGGGCGGCGGCGUCCCCGCCGUCGUCGCCGCGGCGGGCGUGGGGGAGGAGGCCGUCGGCCAAGGGCGGCGCGGGCGCGGGGAAGGCGGCGGGAGGGGGAGGCGCGGCGCGGCGGGCCGCGCGGGCGGUGCUCGCCGCGCUGCUGCGGCGGCAGGCCGUCUUCCUCUUCGCCCCGCUGCUCUACGUCGCCGCGAUGCUGCUCUACAUGGGCUCCAUCUCCCUCGACAGCGUGCCCCGCAUCAUCUCCCGCCCCGUGCCCGGCUCGCUCUACCGCAGCCCGCAGCUGUACGCCCGCCUGCGCCCCGAAAUGGACGCCGACAACGCCACGGACGCGCUAGCAACUGUAUGGCGGCAUGCUUACAAAGGUGGUGUUUCGCAACCUUGCAUAAGCAAUAAUACCUAUGGUUUGCCCGAACCAAACGGCUACAUAUAUGUGGAGGCCAAUGGUGGUUUGAAUCAGCAAAGGACAUCGAUAUGCAAUGCAGUCGCAGUUGCUGGUUUUCUGAACGCAACUCUUGUAAUCCCAAAUUUUCACUACCACAGCAUUUGGAGGGAUCCUAGCAAAUUCAAUGAUAUCUAUGACCAGGACCACUUUGUCCAACGUUUGAAAAAUGAUGUUCGAGUGGUUGACAAGGUGCCUGGAUUCAUAAUGGAGCGGUUUAGUAACAAUUUGAGUAAUGUUUAUAAUUUCAAGAUAAAGGCUUGGUCUCCUAUUCAAUACUACAAAGAUGUUGUUCUUCCGAAGUUGAUUGAAGAAAGGCUCAUAAGGAUAUCACCUUUUGCAAAUCGGCUUUCAGUUGAUGCUCCGCCUGCUGUUCAGCGACUGAGAUGCCUGGCUAACUUUGAAGCCUUAAAGUUUUCUAAACCAAUCACUGCUUUAUCUGACACUUUAAUUUCUCGAAUGAGAGAAAAAAGUGUGGAAAACAACGGGAAAUAUGUAGCAGUGCAUCUCCGUUUUGAAGAGGAUAUGGUUGCGUUCUCUUGCUGUGUGUUUGACGGUGGUGAUGAGGAAAAAAAGGAAUUGGAUGAGGCCAGGGAAAGAGGCUGGCGUGGAAAAUUUACAAGGCCCGGACGUGUAAUAAGGCCUGGAGCAAUAAGGAUGAAUGGGAAAUGCCCACUUACACCUUUGGAGGUUGGGUUAAUGCUUCGUGGAAUGGGUUUCAGCAAUAAGACUUCAAUCUAUUUGGCUUCUGGGAGAAUAUAUAAAGCAGAGAAGAACAUGGCUCCUCUCCUUGAAAUGUUCCCUCUCUUACAGACCAAAGAAACAUUGGCAUCAGAUGAAGAACUUGCUCCGUUCAAGAAUUUCUCCUCGAGGAUGGCAGCUAUUGACUACAGCGUUUGUGUCCAUAGUGAGGUUUUCGUGACUACUCAAGGUGGAAAUUUUCCUCAUUUCCUUCUUGGUCAUAGAAGAUACUUGUAUGGUGGGCAUUCGAAGACAAUUAAGCCUGAUAAAAGAAGAUUGGCCAUACUCUUUGACAGUCCGCGUAUCGGAUGGAAGUCAUUAAAACGCCAGCUGCUUAAUAUGAGAUCGCACAGCGAUGCCAAGGGUAUUCAAAUGAAAAGAGCAAAUGAAUCUGUAUACACAUUUCCAAGCCCUGACUGCAUGUGCCAUCCAAAUAAAUCAGAACGCCCUAAAUCCAUCCAGGCUAGAUAGCAUCCGCCAUGACUGGUUUGAUUGAUCCUGAUUCAUUUUGGCAUCAUUGUAUAGUGUGAUCAUUCUUUGCGUGCAGUCUGGUGGUGUGAUUUUCCGUCGUCAAGCACCCCCGUUGCAGUGUUGUUCAUUCCAUGGCCCUCAUGUCGACCUUUGUAGAGACAUGUUCAGGCUAUUUUGAUGUAGGCUAAUUCUGGGGCUAACAAUACACCGAUCCUCAUCUACAAAAGAUGAUGUAUCUCUUAGGUCUUAACCAUCUCUAGGCCUUCUUGGUGUGGUUGUAGACUUGUAGUGUUCCCUUGUACAUUGCUAGGCUAGGAAGCAAACACAAAUCAUAAUAUAUAAUUCUUGAAGCGAAGACAGAACGUUCACUUUA